AUGAGCGGACCAAUCUAUUCAAGUUGUGCCAAUUCCUUUCCAAUUGUUUUCUUUUUUCUUUCAUUGUCUUUUUUCUUUCCGUCAUUCCCCGUUUUCAUUCAUAUAUUUGUAAUCUUUUCAUUUUCUUUCAUUCUUCCUGUCAUUUAUUUUUUCUUUCGCUUCUUCGUAAACUUUCGUGUUUUACGUUUUUUUUCUUUUUAUCAUUUCCUAAAACAUAUUUUUUCUGUUAUUUCCAUCCCAGAAUGCAAGAGUAAACCAGCUGACAUCGCCUUCAUUAUUGACGAUUCUCGAAGUAUCUAUGGACCCGAUUUCUACAAAGGCAUGGAAUUCAUAGAAAAUUUUGUGGACAUUUUUCAAAUUGGUCCCCAAGAUGUUCGCAUCGCCGCCGUGACAUUCGGUCAGAUAGUGAUAACAUAUUCGACUUUCGGGUUUGAAGCGAAUAACAAUAAACGUGAAGUUCUUAAUGCUCUUGGUAGAAUCAAGUUCAAACCUCGUUAUGGAAGUGCGACCUUCACAGAUAAAGCCAUUACUUAUGCCCGUAACAAUUUUUUCAACCAUGCGCGACCUAAUGUUAAAAAGGUUGCUAUUAUCCUUACCGAUGGAAGAUCCGAAUAUCCGCCAAAGACAAAAGCAGAGGCGGAGCUUCUGAAAAGCCAGGAUGUUGACAUUAUUGCUAUUGGUGUCGGCUCUGCUGUUGAGGAGAGUGAACAGAAUUCAAUUGCUAGCAGUCCCGACAGCGUUUUUCUAGUAAAUUCUUAUGGCGCCCUGAAAAAAAUCAUACGAUCUCUUCGUUUCAUCACCUGCAGAGGUAAGUUAUAG
Acanthosepion pharaonis is the source of this 819-nucleotide messenger RNA. Lineage: Eukaryota; Metazoa; Mollusca; Cephalopoda; Sepiida; Sepiidae. The record is from the annotation of a GenBank genome assembly.